This is a messenger RNA of Enhydra lutris kenyoni (northern sea otter), 1520 nucleotides long. Its product is annotated as C-type lectin domain containing 17A. The transcript is spliced from 10 exons. The record is from RefSeq and is a predicted model, not a curated record. NCBI's taxonomy places the organism in Eukaryota, Metazoa, Chordata, Mammalia, Carnivora, Mustelidae. Bases 258 to 1277 code for a protein of 339 amino acids. Gene Ontology annotation, molecular function: signaling receptor activity.
CAGUGCAAUGCAACUCCAGUCCCAAUCUUUAUCUCCAUCACAUCCUGACUCACAACCCUACUGCCGUGUCCAUCACUGUCCUCAACCCAUCUUCAACCCCAUUCUUAUCCCAACCACAGCCUUGACUCCAACACUAGCUCAAACUCACCUGUCUUUAACUUAGGGUAAACAAUUGUCCCAGUUUGCCCAGGACUGAGUGAUUUCCUGGGAUGUGGGACUUCCAGUUUUAAAACUGGGCAAGUCCUGGAUGAUCCAGGAUGGUUGGUCACUCUGUCCCCAUCCCUACCCUCAAUUCCAUUCUUAUGCUCAACCCUAUCCCUAGCUUUCCAUUUCAUCCCAGUCCUGGUUCCAUCCCUGCCUCUGAUCUGUUUCCGACCCUCAUACCAGCUCUAAUCCUGAACUUCUCUUCUGCAGAUUCAAUGGCUCCACCCAGGCCUCCCAGGGCAGGAAAUAAAACGGACAACCCCCCACUUCCCUGCAAGUCCCCAAAGAUCAAAGGCCUGGACCUCACCCCUGUCCCCCAAACAUCUCCUCAACUGGGUGUCAAUCUGGAGCAUCCUCCGUUCCAGCCAUCCCUAGCUAUAACUCCAGUGUCCCAGCUCAGUCAGAAGUCCAGGUGUCCUGGAUGCUAUCAGGAGGAGAGACUGGUGGUGCACCUGUGCCUGCUGGUGGUGGUGUCCCUGGUCCUGGGCUGCACUGGUCUGGCUGUGACUCUGAUUAAGUACCAGGAGUUGGUGGAAGAGCUGAAGAUAUUAACCUUUCAGCAGAUGGCAUGGCAAACAAAUGUGACUGGCAUGGCAGGGAUAGCUGGCCUGAAGAAAGACAUUGACCACAUAAGAACUAACACCAACCAGUCCCUCCGAGAACUUCGGGGGUUAUUAGAUUGUACCAGGGUCAUCUGCCCGGAGGGUUGGGUCCCUUUUGAAGGAAAGUGUUACUACUUCUCCCCAACCACCAAGUCAUGGGAUGAAGCACGGAAGUUCUGCCAGGAGAAUUAUUCUCACUUGGUCAUCAUCAGUAGCUUUGCUGAACAGAACUUUGUGGCUAAGGCUCAUGGCUCUCCACGGGUAUACUGGCUGGGGCUGAAUGACAGGGACCAUGAAGGGGACUGGAAGUGGCUGGAUGGGUCACCUGUCACUCUGAGCUUUUGGGACCCAGAGGAACCCAACAACCUCUUUGAUGAGGACUGUGCCAGCAUGAACAAAGGUGGCACCUGGAAUGACCUCUCUUGUGACAAGACUACAUAUUGGAUCUGUGAGCGGAAAUGUUCCUGUUGAACCUCACAGCUGAGGGUGGGUGUGACUCUUUAUCCAGUGCUCCUUGGCUCUUGGGGGUGAGAACCUUCUGCCCUUCCACGGAGGACUGCCUUUCCAUGAGCCGACAUGGAUAUAGCUAAGAUGGAACCAGGAGCUUGGAUAUUGCAAGCCCCCUUGGGUGCAAGUGAGAGCAUUUCUAGGGUGAGGAUUUGAGGGCUUGUUCUUUUUUGUUUCUAAUAUUUAUUUAUUUGGGAGAGACAGUGA